Messenger RNA from Aspergillus niger, 675 nucleotides. RefSeq lists its product as hypothetical. The record is from RefSeq and is a predicted model, not a curated record. Lineage: Eukaryota; Fungi; Ascomycota; Eurotiomycetes; Eurotiales; Aspergillaceae. The transcript is spliced from 4 exons. Bases 1 to 675 code for a protein of 224 amino acids.
AUGGGUCCCCGCAAGGCCUUCCUAAACGGGUAUAUAGUAGUCGUGCGUCGGAUUCAGCCCUGGAGAGCUUUAGCUGCGCAGGCUGUUCCUCUCAUCCAUACUAGUAAUGCGGACAGUUCACCAGCCACGGGUUUUUACAGUCUGCGAUUCGUUGUCUCGCAUCCACACCCUCCUACGGUACCAGCAAACCAUACUGUUUCGGGUACCAACACAAGCUUCGAUCGACAUGUCAUCUUAGUGUCAAAUAACAGCCAGUGGAUAAUAAAUCCGUGGUCAAUCGGAAGAACCCUGAGUUGGCCUGGACCUGUUAAAAGCUUGGAGGCGGGGCGUUACGGCCACCUACGGAAACACAAUCCUGCUGCCUACGAGGAACUCAAUUUUGCGUCGUCCAACAAGCAUUGCUGUUGUGUUAUGCUCCGGGCAUAUUAUUAUCCUCGAGUCCAAGAAGAGUAUCUAUUGCGGCUGUUCCUGUAUCGAUGCCUGAAGGACACAGCCUCGUUCGCGACCGUGCGGAAGAAGGACCAGAGUCUUAAUGUUCAUGAGUCUUUACAGUCCACAUACCCUGGGGGGAUAUUCCGCGUCGCGGCAAAGGCGGAUUUCCCCGCAGAAGGGAGUAAAUCAUUUCGCACCCAGACGAUGUGCUGGGCCCUCCUAUUAAAGUAUGGGGUGUUUUAG